UAAGUACUGGUAGCGGUAGUACCCGCGGGGAAUUGAAACUUAGAAGAAGACAAGAGUAUUUGGUUUUGGUGUGUUCCCGUUCAGCGUAGCAUAGCUUUUCCAUCAUCGUUGAUUGAAGCGUAUCAGAAGCCAUUAGAGUUUCGGUUGAAGAUGAAAACCCCUCUUUCCGGUUUCUACAGAAACCCCGUCAAGUUCAGAAUGCCAACUUCGGAAAAUCUCGUACCCAUUCGACUCGACAUCGAAAUUGACGGACAUAGAUACAAAGACGCCUUCACCUGGAACCCUUCAGAUCCGGAUUCUGAAGUUGUGGUGUUUGCUAAAAGGACUGUGAAGGAUUUGAAGCUGCCUCCUCCUUUUGUUACUCAGAUUGCUCAGUCUAUUCAAUCUCAGUUAGCAGAGUUUCGAUCCUAUGAGGGUCAAGAUAUGUAUGCUGGAGAGAAGAUUAUUCCCAUCAAGCUUGAUCUUCGUGUAAAUCAUACGCUUGUAAAGGACCAAUUUUUAUGGGACUUGAACAACUUCGAUAGUGAUCCUGAAGAGUUUGCCAGAACCUUCUGCAGAGACAUGGGCAUUGAGGAUCCUGAGGUUGGACCAGCUGUUGCCUUUGCCAUCAGAGAACAGCUUUAUGAGAUUGCAAUUCAGAGUGUGGUUUCAGCAAGAGAAAGCAGAUUAAGCAAGAAGGGUCGUCGUGGGGCUGACUUUACUCCUGUCAGUAAAGGAGGCGCUGUAGCAGUGGACUUGGUCAAGUUAUUUGGUAUUAAAUCAAGUGUUGUUCGGAAAAGAAAGGAGUGGGACGUAUAUGAACCCAUUGUGGAUCUUCUAUCCAACGAGGAAGUUGAUGUCCUUGAAGCAAAGGAAGAGAGAAAUUUCAGGUGAAUUGGCUCUGUAGUGAGUUAUGUCUUGUAUCAGAUAGUUCAAAAGAGUGUAUAUUUUUAAUCUUGUAUCAGAUAGUUCAAAAGAGUAUAUAUUUUUGAUGUUUUAGUUUGAAGUUAUUUAAAUGUAUACUAGAUAGUUUAAGACCAAAAAUCAUUGGUUCAGUAUAUUGUUAUCAGUUGCUUUU
Molecule: messenger RNA, 1057 nt
Organism: Vicia villosa (hairy vetch)
Lineage: Eukaryota; Viridiplantae; Streptophyta; Magnoliopsida; Fabales; Fabaceae
Product: chromatin structure-remodeling complex protein BSH
Exons: 10
Coding region: 151-873 (240 amino acids)
Biological process (GO): chromatin remodeling; regulation of transcription by RNA polymerase II
Cellular component (GO): nucleus; nuclear chromosome
Molecular function (GO): transcription coregulator activity
Source: RefSeq, a predicted model, not a curated record